This is a messenger RNA of Dovyalis caffra, 2469 nucleotides long. The record is from the annotation of a GenBank genome assembly. Lineage: Eukaryota; Viridiplantae; Streptophyta; Magnoliopsida; Malpighiales; Salicaceae.
AUGGAUGCAAGGCUGUUUGAGGCUGCUCAUGGAGGAAACAUCGAAUAUUUGCGGCAGUUGCUGGCAGAAAAUCCAUUUAUUCUCAACAUCACGCUUUUGUCUGCUGAGAAUCCCUUGAACAUCGCUGCUGACAUGGGGCAUGUUGACUUUGUGAAGGAGAUUAUAAGGUUAAAACCAGUUUUUGCCAGAGAGGUAAAUCAAGAAGGCUUUAGUCCUAUGCAUGUAGCAGCAGCUAAUGGCCAUGUUGAGAUUGUGAAGGAGCUAUUGAAAGUUGACAUCGAACUCUGCCGGAUAGAGGCAAGACAGAAAAUGACGCCUUUUCACCAUGCAACUAUCAGAGGGAGGGCUGAGGUGAUCAGCGCGAUGCUUUUAGAUUGUCCUGAUUGUAUCGAAGAUCAGACUGAUCAAAGGGAAAAUGCUUUGCACCUUGCUGUCAGGAAUAACAGAUUUGAAGCAAUAAAGAUAUUGGUGGGUUGGAUCAGGGAAACGAACAAGGAAUACUUGCUGAACAUGAAGGAUGAGCAAGGGAAUACAGUUUUGCACCUUGCAAGCUGGAAAAAACAACGCCAGGUGAUAGAAAUCUUACUUGGCAGUGAAACCAUAAGUUCAGGCUCGUUGGAGGUGAAUGCCGUCAACCAUAGUGGCCUCACUGCCCUGGACGUGAUACUGAUUUUCCCAAGUGAAGCAGGGGACAGAGAAAUUGUUGAGAUCCUUCGAAAUGCUGGAGCAACGAGAGCAAGAGAUAUUAUCCAGUCGACCAUUCCCAGCAACCAAACCUCUACUGACAACUCGUCAAUGCCAGAGAGAUGCCAAUCAAACCUAAAUAAUUUGGUAGAAUACUUCAAGUUUAAAAAGGGAAGGGAUUCACCUAGCGAAGCACGCGGUACACUACUAGUUAUAGCUGUUUUGGUUGCAACUGCAACAUUCCAGGUUGGAAUCAACCCUCCUGGAGGUGUUUGGCAAGAUACAAACAUACCUGACCAGAAAAAUAGUACCAGCAGCAACAAUGCACACAUUGCAGGAGCAGCAUGGAGAAUUCAAGAUAGGGCAGAGAGCCAAGAGUGUCUUGCUGAUAUCUUUUCACAAGGUAAGAAGCUGUCGGCCAGGCAGAAAUCCACCAUCCUCCACCCUGAGGCAAAUAGGAGGCUCGAGAUGCAUCAAAAGGAAAAAAGCUAUGAGCCUAAGACCAUUUCUGAAAAUGAAGCUCUGAGCAAAGCAUUGCAACCACUGAUCGAUAUGGGGCACUUAGAUAGUCAGAUUGGGAAUAUUUCUCCAGCACUUAAUUUAAAUAGCCGUGUGCUAACCAGACCUCUAUUUAAGACAAACCUUUUCCUUCCUACUGAAGAGCUCCAUACCUUAACAAUGGAUGGAAGGUUGUUUGAGGCUGCUCGAAAUGGAGACGUCGAUUACCUGCAGCAAUUGCUGGCAGAAAAUCCGUUUUCCCUCGACAACACUUCAUUAUUGUUCUCUGAAAAUCCUUUGCACAUUGCUUCAAAUGAGGGGCACCUUGAUUUUGUGAAAGAGAUUUUAAAGUUGAAACCAGAAUUUGCCAAAGAAAUAAAUCAAGAUGGUUUUAGUCCCAUGCACAUGGCAGCAGCAAAGGGGCAUGUGGCAAUUGUGAUGGAGCUGAUGAAAGUAGACCACAAUCUGUGCCGAUUAAAGGGGAUAGAGGAAAGAACUCCUCUUCAUUAUGCGACCAUCAAAGACAGGGUAGAGGUAAUCGUUGCAAUGCUUUUGGGUUGUCCAGAUUGUAUUGAACUGGCGACUGUUCGAAGUGAUACUGCAUUGCACCUUGCCAUCAAGAAUAACCUACUCGAAGCAACACAGAUAUUGGUGGAUCAGAUCCAAGAAAUGAACAAGGAAGACGUGUUGAACAUGAAGGAUCAGCAAGGAAAUACAGUGUUGCACCUGGCAACCUGGAAAAAACAAUACCAGGUGAUAGAAUUAUUACUCGGCACCAGAAAUACAAGUCCAGGCUCACUGGAAGUGAAUGCCAUAAACCAUAGUGGCCUUACUCCUCUGGAUAUGCUACUUACUUCACCAAGCGAAGCAGGGGAUAGAGAAAUCAUUGAGAUCCUUUUAGGUGCUGGGGCUAUGAAAUCUAGAGAUAUCACCCUCUCUGCCAUUUCUAGCAAUCAAAACCAUACUGACACCUCCAAAACAACAGAGACGCAUCAAUCUCGACCCAACAAUCUGGUCGAGUACUUCAACUUUCUAAAGGGCAGGGACCCUCCCGGCGAAGCACGUGGCACGCUACUGGUUAUCGCUGUUCUUGUUGCAACUGCAACAUUUCAAGUUGGAGUCAGUCCUCCAGGAGGCGUUUGGCAAGAUAAUAAUAUAGCAGAUCAAAGCAAUAGCACUAGCAGCUACCCAAAGCACUUCGCUGGUCAGUCCAUUUUGGGUACUAUUGAUGGAGUUGCUUUUGCCGUCUUCGUACUUUUCAAGGGUUUUCUGUAUCUCUUUGCAUGA